GAGUUGCAGUGCCGACAAAUUCGCGCUGCGCGCGCGCGCGCGCGCGCCAGCUGUUUUUAUCGAAUAGCGGCGGGCGGGCCUCGUCUGCUCCCCGUAAAAUAUUCCAUUCAGUCGGCGUUCAUUCGCUCUAGCAGAAUUUAGUGCUCCGCCCGUCGUCCGCGCCAACUGUCUCUGUAUAUGUUGAUUGUUAUUAUUUUAUAUUGAUUCGCGUAGCCGAGUCGUUAAUUUUUUAUGGGUUUUAAUACUGAAAAUUGCUUGGUACACGUGAACUGAACAAGUGCAUCGUUCUAUUACCGACGAGUGAAAGAAAAUGCGAUCAAUUUCUCCAGUCCUUCUUCGUGUGUUACUAUUCUUGCGAGCACAACGCGCGCCAAUUAUCUUAUCAACUUUUAAAGAUUGAAAAGUCGAUUGACCCUUUUGUCAUUUAUGUGCUACUCAUAAACGCUCGACAUGCCGUAUAGUAGAGUGUUUCUCACACAAUAAGCAAUUUAAAAGGCAUGUGAGUGACAGUUUACAAGGCAUUUCACACAAUUAUCAUUUACUUCAAUUCCAUGGAAAUUGAGAAGAAACCAUAUCGGAGGUCUCCACAAGAGGCACUGUAUCGAAUACCUCAAGUCAUCUCAAAGCUUGUUGAAAGAUUCUUUUAUAAUCUUGGGCUGCAAAUAGCAAAAAAACCAAAAAGAUGGAUGAUCUGUUGUUCGGUGUUGGUGAUUUUGUGUCUAGCUGGAUUGCUUCGAUUCAGACAAGAGAAGAACCCCUUGAAACUAUGGGUUCCACCGGAUUCAGAUUUUGUUCGAGAUACAGAGUGGUUGACCUCAACUUUCAAAGAAGGGCAGAGAAUCGAAAGAAUGAUAUUUGCUGCAGAUGACAUACUUGAACCUCAAGCACUACUUAAAUUAAAUGAAAUAACUUUGCGUGUAUUUAAUGCUCAGACACAAACUAUACCAAAGACUUCUUGGACAGAUAUUUGUUUUAAGGUUCCCAUUAUUUCUGGCAUUACUGAACGCAGAAAAAGACAAAUGGAUGAUAGUUUUUUUGACAAAGAGCCAGUCAUGUCAAAUAAAAUUGGAUAUGAUGCAGGAAUACAUUUACCAACUCAAUUAUAUUGUGGUGUUCUUAAUAGUUUACCCAAGGGCUGUUUGUUACUCAGUAUUAUGGACAUUUGGGAGUUUAAUUCAACUUUGAUCAAGUCCCAAACAAAAGAAGACAUUAUUAACAAAUUUAAUUCUGUAAAUAUAAGUCCUACACUAGGUCAUCCAAUAAAUUUUAGUGAAUUAUUAGGUGGUAUCACCAAAGAUCAGAACGGUAGAAUCGUUAGUGCAAAGGUCGUGAAAACGCAGUGGAUGGUAUAUAUCAAUUUUACAAAAGUCAAUAUGGAUGAGAUGGGUAACGAUGCAGGUACUGCAGAUUGGUCAACAAAAGAAGUCUUUGAUUGGGAACACGUUUAUCUCCAAGAAUUGGAAAAAGCGUCAAAAGAAUUACAAGCACAGAAAAGAAAUAAUACUUAUGCAUUGUAUUACGAAGCCGGACGAAGUUUCGGAGACAUAAGUCAAGAUAGUAUUUUUCACGACGUUGAAAAGCUCAUUGCUGGUAUAAUGAUCAUGUCUAUUUAUGUACAAGUGAUACUCUCCAAGUUCAAUUGGGUGGAAUGGCGAUUUUGGCUAACCAGCGUAGCUCUAUUUUGCAUAGGAGGCGCUUUCGCGGUUGCCAUCGGUCUUUGCUCUCUUUUUGGGGUCCCAUACGGCCCAGUUCACACUUCACUGCCUUUUAUGCUCAUGGGUUUAGGAGUCGACGAUACGUUCGUCAUGAUGGCUGCUUGGGAGGAGGUAAUAUCGCACGAAAAAAAUCGCGACAAGCCAUUACCCGAAAGGGUUGCUUUGGCUUUGAGUCACGCUGGGGCAGCGAUUUCGGUCACCUCACUCACCGAUGUUGUCGCCUUCGUCAUUGGAGCUUCAACGAUUCUACCGUCCUUGCACUCGUUUUGUAUAUACGCAGCCGUAGGAGUCUUUGUAACUUUCAUCUUGCAAGUAACAUUUUUCGUCGCUUUUUUCACGUUAGAUUGUCAGCGAGUGGAGAACAAACGUAACGGGGUGCUACCGUGUGUAACGCACGAAAACUACGUACCAAAAGUGGCGGACGUCAAACAGAAUAUUUCGUGGAGGUUGGCUGAUAAACUGUACACGAAAGUAGUUUUUACGAUUCCCGGAAAAUUAGUCAUUUUAGCCAUUACGAUAACGUUUGCAACGUUUGGUGGAAUUGGAUCUAGUCGACUGGAGCAAUGGUUCGACCCAGUCUGGUUUCUGCCCAAAGAAUCGUACUUGAAUCAUUUUCUCACCGUGAAAGAACAAGAAUUCCCGAAAGUAGGCCACGAAGCUACGGUGUUCAUGAGCAACAUAGAUUUUGUUCAAGAUUUUCCCAAGAUUUUAAAUCUCAGUCGGACUUUGGAGAACGCAUCGUUUACGGAAAAUGUUAAAAACUGGCCAGUAGAUUUCGUCCACUUUUCCAAUGCAAAUUUUAAUAUUGAUGCGGAAAACAGGACUCUACUCGAGGACGAUUUCCAGAAUUGCCUGUCGAAAUUUUUGUUCAGUCGGAUCGGCGGAAAGUAUCAGAGGAAUUUUCGAUUCAGUGGCAACCUGACGUGCGGCGUAAAAGCUCCGCUUAUCGAGAUGGCUAGUAUAGACUUUUCUUUCAGCAAAUUUUCUUCGCCGUACGAAUGGAUCCCAGGAAUGGACGACGCAAAGCGCACAGUAGCUGAAGCCGGUUUCAAGGGUUUCGCAACCGUCUGGAGCGAAAUGUUCGCAACAUGGGUGACAGACAAAGUAAUUUCACAAGAGGUCGUCCGGAAUCUCAUUCUAGCUCUAAUUUGCGUUAUGGGCAUGACUGCCUUUCUAAUUGCCGAGCCGCAAACUUGCCUAUGGAUAUUACUCUGUGUUCUUUUGACUCUACUCGACGUUUGCGGAUUCAUGUAUUAUUGGGGCCUUACAAUUGAUAUUGUAUCGUGCAUAGGAUUAGAAUUAGCUGUAGGCCUGAGUGUGGAUUACGCAGCUCACGUGGCGCACGCUUUUCUUAACGCCGGCGAAAUCGCGGGUGCGAGCAGGAGAGUCGACCGCAGCAGCCGCGCGCUCAAGGCGAUGCGCCACAUUGGUGCUGCCGUACUUUUUGGAGCUGGCUCGACGUUACUCGCCCUCUCCUUGCUGUCGUUUUCACGGGCCUACGUAUUCCGUGCCUUCUUCAAGAUCUUUCUGCUGGUCAUAGUCUUUGGAUUGUGGCAUGGCCUGUUAUUCUUGCCCGUCGUACUUAGCACCAUUGGUCCGCGCAGUUUGCAUGCUGAUUUUCGAAACAAUACUACUAGGAGCGUAGAAAUGACACAAGAAGUGGAGGCUGCAGCAGUGCCGCUAAACAAAGAUGACGUUGUUCAUCAAUAAUAUUUAUUUUUGGUUCAAUAAACAUACAAAAUUAUUACAUUAUUCAUACUAUUAAUCACACAUUUAUACAAAAAUAAUAUUAAACGUCAUUGAAUUAAAAUAAUCUUAGAAAAAAUGUUAUCUACGAAUGGCGUUUGAACGAAAUGGUGAAAAUUAUGUAUAGAAAAUGACAAAAAACUUGAUAUAAUUUAAGGAUGGAAUCGUCAAUCCAUCUGCAUGUACAUUUACAAUUAUAUAUAUAUAUAUAUUUAUGCAUUAAUAUUUAUAUAUAUUAAGAUUACAAAACAAGUACAAAAUAAUUGCUUCGUCCAGGAUUUUCAUUCUUUUUUAUGCGAUAUACAUAUACAGUAAUUUAUAUAUAAUAUCUUCACUUAAUAUAUCAUAAUCUCACGUGAGCGGAUGAAAGGAACAUGACUAUAUAUAUAUAUAUAUAUAUAUCAAUAAGGUGCAUACUUCUAUCUAAGUAAAAACAAACUUGUUUUUUUUUCAUAGCAAAUAUUAUCGAGCUCCCUGUACUUCUGACUUGUGUUGCACAUGCAAAUUUACUUUCUAGCUCUCAUUGAUUCUGUAAAAUUAGGCUGCCUUCUGCAUUUCUUGUCAAGUUGGUUGACUUCUAAAGAAUUUACAGUAAACAAAGAAGCUACAUUUUAAAGAGAAACUGUUUUGCCUCAGUUUCGCAAAUCUAUGACUUGAUCAAUCCCCAACUUACCCCGUAGAUUGUCCGAUUUGCAUUUUUUCACUUCAUGUUCACUGUCUAAUGCAAACUAAAUGUAAAAACUAAAUAAAAUAUCCGCUUUUUCAUUA
This is a messenger RNA of Nasonia vitripennis (jewel wasp), 4229 nucleotides long. Its product is annotated as NPC intracellular cholesterol transporter 1. NCBI's taxonomy places the organism in Eukaryota, Metazoa, Arthropoda, Insecta, Hymenoptera, Pteromalidae. Gene Ontology annotation, cellular component: membrane. The transcript is spliced from 10 exons. Bases 552 to 3425 code for a protein of 957 amino acids. The record is from RefSeq and is a predicted model, not a curated record.